GCAGGUUUUGCUGGGAUCUCCUCAUGCUGCUGCUGAUGGUGGGAAACCUCAUCGUCCUCCCUGUGGGAAUCACUUUCUUUAAGGAUGAGAACACUCCUCCAUGGAUCAUCUUCAAUGUGGUGUCGGACACACUCUUCCUGGUGGAUUUGGUUCUGAACUUCCGCACCGGGAUCGUGAAAGAGGACAGUACGGAGAUCCUGCUGGACCCCAAGGCCAUCUGCCAGCGCUAUCUGAAGAGCUGGUUCCUCGUGGACUUCGUGUCCUCGAUCCCGGUGGAUUACAUCUUCCUGAUGGUGGACCUGGAAGCUCACCUGGACUCAGAGGUGUACCGGACGGCCCGAGCGCUGCGGAUAGUUCGGUUCACCAAGAUCCUGAGUCUGCUGCGUCUGCUGCGUCUGUCCCGACUCAUACGCUACAUCCACCAGUGGGAGGAGAUCUUCCACAUGACCUAUGACCUGGCCAGUGCGAUGGUGCGGAUCGUCAAUCUGAUCGGGAUGAUGCUGCUGCUGUGUCACUGGGACGGAUGUCUGCAGUUCCUGGUGCCGAUGCUGCAGGACUUCCCCCCCGACUGCUGGGUCUCCAUAAACAACAUGGUGAACGACACAUGGGGCAUCCAGUACUCGUACGCUCUGUUUAAGGCCAUGAGCCACAUGCUGUGCAUCGGUUACGGCGCUCAGGCUCCAGAGGGAAUGACGGACGUCUGGCUCACUAUGCUCAGUAUGAUUGUGGGUGCGACCUGCUACGCCAUGUUCAUCGGCCACGCCACGGCCCUCAUCCAGUCCCUGGACUCCUCACGCCGACAGUACCAGGAGAAGUAUAAGCAGGUGGAGCAGUACAUGUCAUUCCAUAAGCUACCAGCAGAUGUCAGGCAGAAAAUCCACGAGUAUUAUGAACAUCGCUACCAGGGCAAGAUGUUUGACGAGGAUAACAUUCUGGGAGAGCUGAGCGAGCCCUUAAAGGAGGAAAUUGUUAGCUUCAACUGCCGAAGCUUGGUGGCUAACAUGCCUCUCUUCGCUAACGCCGACCCAAACUUCGUGACAGCGGUGCUAACGAAGCUGAAGUUUGAGGUGUUCCAGCCCCAUGACUUCAUCAUUCGUGAGGGAACCAUUGGCCGUAAAAUGUAUUUCAUCCAGCAUGGACGGGUCAGCAUACUUACACGUGGGAACAAGGAGACCAAGCUUAGCGAUGGGUCAUAUUUUGGAGAGAUCUGUCUGUUGACUCGUGGCAGGCGGACAGCUAGUGUCCGAGCAGAUACAUACUGUCGACUUUACUCCCUCAGUGUGGAUAGUUUCAAUGAGGUUCUGGAAGAGCAUCCCAUGAUGAGACGGGCCUUCGAGACGGUGGCGGUGGACAGACUUGAUCGCAUCGGUAAGAAGAACUCGAUUUUGUUGCACAAGACCUCACAGGGAGGAUCUGUAGCAGGCAGCAGUUUGGGACGGGGUGGAGGGAGCCGCGGAGGAGGAGCAGGAGCAGCCGGUCUGGGUUCUUGUGACAGUGUUCUGGUCCAGCAGAUCGUGAAGCAUGAUAGCAUGCCGACCAUGCAGGACAUCGCAGCUGGCACCCGAGGCUCCACAGGAGGCACGGUCUCACCCCGACCCCAUCCGGUGAUCUGGGCACCGCUGGUCCACGCUCCCCUGCAGACGGCCGCUGCCACCACCAGUGUGGCCAUUGCUUUGAUGCAGCAGCAGCAGCAGCAGCUACAACAACAACAUGCCCUUGGAGCUGCCAUCUUCCUUCCCUCCGCUAUUUCCAUCUCCCCAUCACCCUCAUUCUGCCCGCUUUCUCCUCCCCGGCCACCCAUACUACCCCCUCGGCAGUCACUCAGCUCCCUCAUAAGCGUAAUGGGUGGGAUGCCCCCCCGAGGAGUCCCAUCCUCUGUAACACCUACACCCUCGCCCUCCACUAUGGGACCGACCACCGUGGCCGUGGCUCCUUCAGCGGGUGGAGUUGCAAAAACUACUCCUACGCCUGCGUCGUCAGUGCCCGCCCCCCUGCAGCAUGGAAGAGCGCUUCAUCACAGUCUCCGCCUCCACAUGGAGCCCACAGCAUCACCUGUUCAAAAAGUCCUGCCUCCCUCCUCAGCAGUUGCCCCACUGUCCGUUGAAGGGCGCAGUGUUGGCUCCGCUCCACAGGGGGCCAAAGAGGCUUUGCUGCGUCAUGUUGGAGGAGGCAGCACCCAGGGCCUCCCCAUGAUUGGUCGGCUUACCCAGGAGGCCAGACUGCUCUCCGCCUCCCAGCCGACUCUCCCCCACCGCAGCUGGGCGAGUGUGCAACCUCACCCGCCUCUCCAUCGCAAAGCAUCUGGUGGAAACCUGCUUCCAGCACCCUUCCUUUCAUCAUUAGGACUUGCUAGAGGAGGAAGUGCAGGUGUUUUGAGCUCAAAUUCGCCACAGCCUGGUGCCACACAGGGACUAACAAACACAUCCCUGCUGUGGCCCUCUCAGCUGGCACACACACCUCCACUCACGUCAACUCUGGAAUCAGCCCCGUCACCCCUUGCCCCCUUUUCAUCCUCCCCGAAACACACCCCUCUUUGUUCCACCAACCCUCCUUUACCCCUUUUGGCCACAUCUUCUGGUCUAGUGGUUCCACAAACCCAGCGAGUCAAACCAGGCACUCCUUCUUCAACCUCUCCUCCUCCUUACCUAUGCCCUCCUUCUUCUCAGUCCACCUCCACCUCUCCAACUUUAUCUUCUGGCACCUCUUUGGCUCAGAAUUCCUGGUCCAAACCCUCUCAGACACCUCCUUCCCCAUCCCCAUUGUCCUGCACCACCAACUCAACACCCACCAUCACUCCAUCUCAAACCCCCACCCCAACUCGAACCCCAACCCCUAUUCAAACUCCUAUUCAGACCCCCACCCAAUCUAGAACACCAGCGGCCAUCCAAACCCAAUCCCAAGGAUGGUGUCCAACUCCCGUCCAGAUCCCAGCAGCUGCACAAACUCUGACCUCAACCUCCAUUCAGAGUCCGCUUCCCGUCCAGACUCCAAGUAAACCUAUGAUGGGUCAGAGCCAUUCAGAUGCUGCUGACCAGAUGCCAGCUACUGUCCAGGUUCUUGGUUCUCCUUCGACUUGUUCUGCAGUCUCCAGUCAAACCCAAACCUCAAAUGCCAUACAGACUCAGAGCUCUCCCAUCAAUACCCCAGCCCAAAGUGAACCGUCAACCCCUGUUCUGACCCAAUCGCAAACACAAGCCACACCUGCUAAAGCCCCUGCUGUUGCUGCAUCAUCACCUUCUCCUUCAUCAACUCCAUCUCCCACUGCUUCACAGCCACAGAAGCCAGCUGCUACCCAUACUCAGACCUUAAACGUUCUGUCCACUCCCUUAAGUCCAUCUCCCAUUCCUGCUUCCACUGCCUCCUCAUCUACAGUCCUCCAGUCCAACUCCACCACCUCCACUUCAACAAAAGAGGCAAAGAAAAUGCAGGACUUGCCUCAGAUGCAGAUAGAUUCAUAGACAAAGAGACAAAAUAAAUCCUGCUAGCAUGUGAGGAGGUAGGUGGGCACUGGACAGAGGCUCUUGUUUUGUCCGAGGUGAGUUCAGGAGAUGAGAUGUAACGUGUCAGCUGUAUCAGUUCAGGUUCCAUGAGCAUGCUGUCUGCAUUCAAGCCUCCCUGUGGUGGUCUGUAGUCUUGACCACGGGAAGGUUUAACAUCCCUGACUAAUCAACUAAUCAAGGUAAAAACAAAAGAGCAGAACAUAUUUCGCUCAAAAGUAGAACUGCAGUGUCUGUGUUGUCCAGGUCAUCUAGAAAUGUCAGGUAGAAUAUUUUUGUAGUCCUGCUGAAAAGACCAUCUUGAAUUGCAAUGGGCUGACUGGUGAAACAACGUAUUCAUGUUGAUCCCCAGCAAAACAUGGAUCUCAACCGUGUUCGUGGAGCCUCCAACACUGCACAUUCUGCAUGUUUCACACCUGAUUCAGGUCAUCAGCUCUUUAGUAGAACCCCAAGACCCGAAAAGGGUGUAUCAGACAAAGGAGAGAUUGAAAAUGUGCAUUGUUUGGGGGCAUCCAGGAACA
Messenger RNA from Carassius carassius (crucian carp), 4018 nucleotides. Its product is annotated as potassium/sodium hyperpolarization-activated cyclic nucleotide-gated channel 3. Lineage: Eukaryota; Metazoa; Chordata; Actinopteri; Cypriniformes; Cyprinidae. The record is from RefSeq and is a predicted model, not a curated record. Gene Ontology annotation, biological process: potassium ion transport; transmembrane transport. The coding region runs from base 24 to 3458 and encodes 1144 amino acids. Gene Ontology annotation, molecular function: voltage-gated potassium channel activity. Gene Ontology annotation, cellular component: membrane. The transcript is spliced from 8 exons.